UGGUGACAAGAGAGUGGCCGGGUCCCUACGACCCGGGGCGGAGCUCUGCGAUCCAAGUGCUCUGCUCCCCAAGCGAAGUGGGCGGGCGGCUCGGGACCCUGGCCAGGGCCGGCAUGGAGCGGUGGCGUGACCGGCUGGCACUGGUGACGGGAGCCUCGGGGGGCGUCGGCGCGGCCGUGGCCCGAGCCCUGGUCCAGCAGGGACUGAAGGUGGUGGGUCGUGCCCGCACCGUGAGCAACAUCGAGGAGCUGGCUGCCGAAUGUAAGAGUGCAGGCUACCCCGGGACUUUGACGCCCUACAGAUGUGACCUGUCAAAUGAGGAGGACAUCCUCUCCAUGUUCUCGGCGGUCCGCUCUCAGCACAGUGGUGUGGACAUCUGUAUCAACAACGCUGGCUUGGCCCGGCCUGACACCCUGCUCUCAGGCAGCACCAGCGGUUGGAAGGACAUGUUCAAUACACCCCAUUGCCCCUCUGGCCUGCGGGUGAACGUGCUGGCCCUCAGCAUCUGCCCACGGGGAGCCUCCCAGUCCAUGAGGGAGCGGAAGGUGGAUGACGGGCACACCAUCAACAUCAACAGCAUGUCUGGCCACCAAGUGCCACCCCAGUCCGUGGCCCAUUUCUACAGUGCUACCAAGUACGCCGUCACUGCGCUGACAGAGGGGCUGAGGCAAGAGCUUCGGGAGGCCCAGACCCACAUCCGAGCCACGUGCAUCUCUCCAGGAGUGGUGGAGACACAAUUCGCCUUCAAACUCCAUGACAAGGACCCUGAGAAGGCAGCUGCCACCUAUGAACACAUGAAGUGUCUCAAACCUGAGGAUGUGGCCAAGGCUGUCAUCUAUGUCCUCAGCACCCCGCCACAUGUCCAGAUCGGAGACAUCCAGAUGAGGCCCACGGAGCAGGUGACCUAGUUUCCUGUGGGGAGCUCCUCCUUCCCUCCCUGCCCCUCAAGGCUUGGCACCUGCCUCUGGAUUUGGGGUGUUGAUUUCUGGACCCUUGGAUUCCACUUCCUUUCCCCACCCCCAGCAGGGGCUAGAAAACUUGUUUGAGAUUUCAUAUAAUCUUGUCAAAUUGUUUCCACCAAAUUUGAAAAAUGGGCAGGGGAGAGGAGGUGGUGUCCCUGAUUAUUUUCCCUACUGAUUCAUUCUUGGUCUCCUUCUUGGGCUCCUUGGCCUUUGUUUGCUGUCCUUGGUCUCUUCCCUUUGACCUGGGAAAGGGGCUGUGGCCAAAAGUGGGGCUUUCCCCUAUCUUCUUGCACCCCACCCCCGUCCCUUCAGGAUGAGGCGGCAGAGGGAAGCCCUCACCUUCCGUCUGAAUGGCUUUCGGGGCUCUGGGCUUCCUCCUUUCCCUGCAUCCCACCCCCCACCCCAUCUAUUCCCCGUCCCAGUUCUCCAGCUCCACUGUGGCUUCUCAGCCUCCGGUGGGGUCCUCACUCCACUCUAUGGCAGCAGAGUACCAGGGCCUGCCUCCCAUGUGGUUUCACUGUGAUCAUUAAAAAAGAAAAACUACGACAACCUGCCUUGGCUUCAGAAGUGUCUUUCAGGUCUUCCCCCUUGCUGUGAUCAGGAAUGGUUGUGUCUCAGAGUUUCUUCCAGGAGAGUGGGAAGGUGGAUGGAUUGGGGGCAUCACUCGUGGAGUGUGGAUUACCUUUGAGCUGGGUCCUGAAAAUGGGUAGGAGUUUGCCUGC
Delphinapterus leucas (beluga whale) is the source of this 1684-nucleotide messenger RNA. The record is from RefSeq and is a predicted model, not a curated record. Lineage: Eukaryota; Metazoa; Chordata; Mammalia; Artiodactyla; Monodontidae.